AUAGUUUCCAUAUUUUUUCUGUACUUUGUCUAAUUUCUUCUUUUUUUGUGUUUUUGUUUUAGUUCGUCUUCAUUUUUCCUAAUACUUUCUGCCCUUCAGUUUACUUCUGCCAUUCAUUGAUAUGCCUUUGCUGCAGCUAAAUGGGCAGCAGAUAAAGCAGUUGCUGAAGUGAAAGCUUGGGCAUGGGAGCAGUUUAGAAAGGCCAUGGAAAAAGAUGGUCACCAGGCCCAAAGGUUGUUCUAGAAAUCAUUUGGGGCUUCAGGAGGAUUAAAUGUGAUCCCUGCCCAGGAUGUGCUAAGUAAGGGAGGUGGAGUACUGACUGUUCCUGGGGAGAUUGUUGGGUGAUGGAAGGAGCAGUUUGAGAAACCUUUUUUCCUUCUUUCCAGGAGGCAGUGUCAGACAUUUCUGCUGGAUUAAAUCCCAUCAGUAUCCCUAUGAGGUUACUAUGGCGGUGUAAGGCCUCCAAAGUGGCAGUGCUGCAGGGGUGGAUGAGAUUCAUUCAGCCUUAUUUAAAGUACUGGACAGGGUUGGGUAGAGUGGCUGACAUCCCUCUUUAAUGUUGCUUGGAAGGUGGGUAAACUAUCUCUGACCUGGAAAACUGGGGUGAUGGGGCCUGUAUUUAAGAUCGGGGACCAGGGUGUGUUCAGACUACAGGGGGAUCACAUUAUCCAGCCUUCCUGGCAAAGUCUAUGGGGGAGUACUGGAAAAGGAGACUCCACCACAUCCAUGAGUCUUGGAUUCAAGAGAAAAAAUGCUGAUUUUGUCCUAGCUGUGGAAUAGUGGACCAACUCCUGCUCCUUUCCGCAGUUGCUUCGGGGAAUAUGGAAACGCAUCAACCUUGUGUGCAUGCUUUUUGUGGACUUGGAACAGAUGUAUGACUGUGUUAUGGGAGGUACCACAGGAAUAUGGGGUGUCAGGACAACCAAUAUGGUACAUGGCACUAAUGUCUAUGGAAUACUUCGGGCCCCUCGAGCCCCCCGCACAGAAGCCCUGGUGCUUAGUGCCCCAUGCACUCCAGGAAGCAGCAACAACCAAGCAGUGGGACUCCUUCUGGGACUGGCGCAGUAUUUCAGAGGUCAGAUGUAUUGGGCCAAGGACAUCAUAUUCCUGGUAAAUGAACAUGAUUUGAUUGGUAUGCAGGCUUGGCUGGAGGGAUACCACCAUACCAACACUACAGGGAUGAGCUGGACCCCACUUGAAGGCCGAGGUGGCUCCAUCCAGGCUGCUCUGUCACUGGAGCUCAGCAGUGACAUUAUCACCAGUCUUGAUCUUGUUCUGGAGGGUCUUAAUGGUCAGCUGCCUAAUUUGGACCUGGCCAACCUCUUCUAUGCCUUUUGCCAGAAGAUCGGGGUGCUGUGCACCAUCCAAGGCAAGCUGCAGAGGAACGACUGGGACAGUGCAGCAGGGUACAGCCAGGCCGUACAGACCAUGCUGCUGAUGGUGCUGAAGCAGGCCAGCGGCCGGCCCUGGGGGGACCACGGCCUCUUUCUCCGCUAUCACAUUGAAGCUGCCUCCAUCCGCGGUAUCAACAGCUUCCGCCAGUAUAAAACCGAUCUCACCACUGUUGGGAAGCUGCUAGAGGGAAUGUUCCGGAAGCUCAACAACCUUCUGGAGCGUCUUCACCAGUCCUAUUUUUUCUACCUGCUCCCCUCACUCUCACGCUUUGUCUCCAUUGGUUACUACAUGCCGGCCUUUGGCUUGUUGGCUGCCAUCCUGCUGCUGCGAGCUCUGGAUCUUUGGGUCCAGCUGGGAAGUCCAGCCCCAGGAACAGAGGAUGGCCUAGUGGAUGGAGAGCAGCCAUUUGGUCCCGGGGUCCUGUCGGUGCUCACACCACUGAUCAUCAGUCACCUGACAGGCGUAGCUCUCUACACUCUGCCUAUAAUGGCCCAGCAGACAGCCGUGGAGCACUUUCCUGUGUCUGAGACUGAGGCUGUGGUACUGACUGCCAUUGCUAUCUAUACCGCUGGCCUCGCGCUGCCACACAACACACACAGGGUGCUCUCGGGCGAGGGCACGGAAGAGGGUUGGCGUGUGCUGAAGCUCAUCGCUAUAUUCUACAUGGCUGUGCUGCUUGGAUGUACUGCCCUCAUCAACUUCUCCCUGGGCUUCAUCCUUGCUCUCACACUGGUCCCUGUGGCAGCCUUCAUUACUCCGCACGUGCCCAGGGUGUUGAGUGCAUUAGUGAUGGUGCUGCUCAGCCCAGGCUCCACGCUGCUCUUCUCCAUCUUUGUGUAUCAGGAGCUGCAGGAGGCACCCAUCACCCUCCUCGAGGGCUGGAAUCUUUUCCUAUCAGUCAUCUCACAAGGGAUCCUGGAUCACAACCUCUACGGCUCUCUCGUGUACCCACUCAUCUCCCUGCUUGUCUACCCUUGUUGGCUGCUUCUCUGGAACAUUCUUUUCUGGAAAUAAAGCUAAGAAGAAACAUGAUAAUGACAGACCUGAGGAGAAGACAGACAGAGUCAGUGUUGAAAGGGUUGACAGAGGGGAGAUUUGGGAUAGGAUAAGUGGGAAGCCACUGUUGGGUAGAGCCAGCGUUUGGUCUCAAAUAGGGGCUCAGCAGGUUUGUGUUUUUGAUCCCUUUUUGUUUCUGUAUUUAAUCUUAACCCAGUCUUUUUUUUUUUUUUUUUUUUUUUUUUUUUUUGAUGAUGAUGGAAAAAAAUGUGUGGGACUGAAAGACGUCUUUCUUCCAGGCAGCUGUGAACUGGAGUUUAUCUGAAAGGUUGGAGGCAGUGUGCUUGUUUUCAGUCCUGAAUAUGGUCUCGUUAAUAUUCUAAUUUUACUGCUACUGUGCUAGAGAUCGCAUUUUGUUUCAUAACAUGUAUUUUAUUAAUAUAGCAUUUAAUUUGAUUUUUUUUUUUUUUAAAAGCUGCAUGUGAUGCCAUACGUAUCUUUAAUAGCCCACAGCAAGUUUGGGGUUGUGCCCACACCCACAUCUGUAUCUCAGAUGGAAUACGCGGGCCAUGUGUUUAAUCCUGCAUUUUGAGUCACUUGAUAUGUUACAGUGGAAUGAACCUUCUAGCUUUUUUAUGAGACAUCUCAUUCUCCUUUUCACUCACAAUCAAAGAGACUUCUAUUAAGGCUGAACAUUCAACGUCCAAUUUUAUGUACACGAGUGUUCAAAAGUUUGCCAUAACCUAGAAUUUUUUUGAGAAAAAUUGAUUUUUUUUCCACCAACAUAGUAUUAAAUUGAUCAGAAAUCA
Scleropages formosus (Asian bonytongue) is the source of this 3200-nucleotide messenger RNA. RefSeq names its product glycosylphosphatidylinositol anchor attachment 1 (gene gpaa1). Bases 847 to 2409 code for a protein of 520 amino acids. Gene Ontology annotation, cellular component: membrane; GPI-anchor transamidase complex. The record is from RefSeq and is a predicted model, not a curated record. Gene Ontology annotation, biological process: attachment of GPI anchor to protein. NCBI's taxonomy places the organism in Eukaryota, Metazoa, Chordata, Actinopteri, Osteoglossiformes, Osteoglossidae. The transcript is spliced from 10 exons.